UUUGAAUAAUGUAGCGGUAUGGAGAUUCAUCUGUUGUUUUAAUAUUUACUGUACGUAGAUGUGGGUUGUGCCGAGUGCCGGCCGAGCCUGUGCUGUUAGUCUCAUCCGUUGGCCAUCCACAGGCGAGCGUUCGUCUCAGACGAACCGGUUUAAGUCUGAUAUUGAUGAAUUAUAGUUGUUGUAGAUCUCCAGGUCUUAGUUAUACUGGUCCUCCUCUCGUCGACUCUCUAAAAGCGAAGGAAAUAUAAGGCUUGCACCGGGCGCGCGGGCGGGCGGCGGCGCCACGCGAUCAUUUCGCAGAGCACGGCGGGCGGGGGCGCACGUCUAGAGCCUCCACACUGCGUUGUCCGCCUGCGCCUCGCUCCUGUUUCUAUACUAUAACCUCGUUAGUCCAAGUGACGUACAUUCUUAUACGUAGCUGUGUGUAGUGAGCGCGUGAGAAUCGGAAACAGCCGGCCGCUGCACUCCAACCCAGGAUUGUUGGAACAUAAAAGAUAACCUUGCUCGCUGCAUUUAUUAUUCAGUGACUGCGCUAAGCUACAGCCAGGAUGGCGCCCUUUACAGGUAAUCAUGAGAAUCAAACAAAUCACCGAUAACGGUAAUGUGGCCGUGGACAACGGGCAUCAGAUACUGUCACACAUAAACUCUGACAGCCGGGGCUGGCUACCCAAUAACACCAGCUCUGAAUAUUUUUAUAAUAAUAUUAACAGGACGGAACAUUUCCAAUUUAAUUCUAAUUACAAUAAUUCGACUAUUACUACUGGUUUGUUCAGAAGUAAUAGUGUGCAAAAUAAGAAUGUUACGAACGAAACCUCCAACUUGACUGCUGAACCAGUGUGCAAUACCCUGUAUAGGCUGAUCAAUCAAAAUAACCCAGUAUCCUUGAAUUUGAAUAACACAGAAGCUAGCAACCUGGAGGGCGCCACGGAAAAUUUCCUCAUUCCCCGUGAAAGCUUUCUAGGUAAUAAUGUGUCUUCGAAUACAACCCCUAUUGAUGAUGAGCGGCCGUUCGAUCAUUCAGACACGGAUGAGAUGUCUGAGAAUGGCAGUCGCCCUGUGCCUAGAGGAAUCGUGAAUCCAAAUUAUCCUGGUUUUCAACACUUGGCGCAUACGUUGCAGGAUUAUUCUUCAAACAUUGAAAAUUUUUAUCAUUCUGAAAAUGAUAUGACGGAUGACGAUAUAGAUUUAGAGAUAACUGAAUCAACAUACGAACCAGAGCUUAACUUAAAUGAAACCACCAUUGUAUGUAAAAAUAUCAAUAAUAAUAACCAGGAAGACUUAAACAAUUCUAAAAUACUAAGUUCACCUAUUGAGAGUAAAAUAACAGCAACGUCAGAUAGUCUAUCACAAAAGGAAAUUCCUGAUUUAUUGAAAACAAUAUCAGAAAAUAAUAAUAAUAUCAACCGUAGUGAAUUUGAAAUAGCUUGCACUGAUACAGAUAUAGAAAAUAACUUUCACACUAAAGACAUAAUAGGGGAUUUUAACAAAGAAAUUGAGGACGAAAUAAAACAAUUAUUAAAUUAUAACAUUAAUAUUCAAGAUGAUUUAGAAGAAUUAAGGAAAGAUAUCAAAGAUACCUUUGCGAAGCCAAUUGAAAAUACCAUAAAUAACAUAAGUGAAGUCGUGAAUCAUGUUAUAAAGAAACUCGUUGAAACGCAUGUUGAUGAAAUCGAGCACAGUCCGGAUAAGUCAGCAAAUGGAACGAGUAGUAGAGAAGUGAUAAACAAUGAAAUUAGCGACAUUAAACAAAAUGAAACAAAUGCAAUAAAAGAAAUGAAUCUCAGUAGGCCUACAUUUUUAUUGAUAGAAAAUAACACGAAUAAGAUAACCGAUGCAGUCUUAUCAGACGGAAAAGAUGAAAUUACCUUUUAUGAUAACGAAUACGACCCAAAAAAUAUGAGCAACAACGUCGAAAAUACAAUAAAACAACUUAGCACCGAGUUAAGAAAAAUCAUUCCCAAGUUAGAUGAAAUGCGAGAACGUGAUAGAUUAUGGAUAAGGAAUAAAAAAGAACCAUCUGUGAUCCUUACAGAUGGUAAUUUCAAUGAAGUUGCGAGUUCGUCUCGAUAUACCGGAGACAUGAAAAGUGGAAGCAGUCCUGUUGUACUUACAAGAAAACCGGUCAAAGUAUUAAGUGAAUCAUCGGCGCCAAAGGAACAGCCAAAGGAAUUGGCACCGGCUAAGAAGUAUACCAGAUCAGCUCAAGUCAACUCAUCCGUCCGAAUAGGUGAAAAUGUAGACAAAUGUGAUUUAGGAAGUUUCGACGUCUACAAUAUAGAAACUGCUCUGCCCAAGUUAGAUUUAGAUGCGAUUGAAAAUCAUUUGAAGGCAGCUAAAGAAGCAGAGAGACGGAAACGCAAUGAUAGGGAAGAGAUCAGAAAACGUUUGGCCAUGGGGGCUGACAGUGAGGAAUAUUAUAGUAUGGGACACACUGAUAGGCCAGGAAAGAAACCAAGUCUACACUCGAGACUGCAGAAUGGGAAGAAUCUCCAAAUAUGUUUCAUGAAUGAAACUGCAUCAGACAAUGAAUCAACUUCAGAGUUGGACAGAAAUAUCAAUUAUGGCACCAAAAGCCUGUCCCGGUCAAGCAUUUUCAGCAAGUCAAAUUACAGUCUCAAUAACCAUCCAUACCAGACAAGGCCACUGUCUGUCAGCAUUACAAAACAUGACAAAAUUGGCAUUGUCCCAUCUGGUGCUAAGUUACGUCCCACAACUCUUUCACUGAAGACAUCCAAGUCUCGAUCUUCACAGUCCCUCGGUCACAUAGAGCUAAAAGAGUCUGAUUUCUACGCACUUCAGGCGACGCUUCAAACCGAGGCAAGGAUUGCGCUCGCCCAGGCUAAAGAGUUAGCCCGAAUCCAGAUGGAGCGCGAGCGUCGCAGCCGCGGCGCGUCGCCGGUGACGGAGAUGCUGCGCAACUCCAUGCGCAAGGCCAACGCGCCGCUCGCGGCCGACCGCCGCCGCGUGUCGCGCCAGCUGCUCACUGACAUGAACAUCGCGCAGCUGCAGGUUGUGGUGAACGAGCUGCACUCGCAGAUCGAGUCGCUGAACGAGUCGCUCGUGCAGCUGCUGAUGGCGCGCGACGAGCUGCACAUGGGGCAGGACUCCAUGCUAGUCGACAUCGAGGACCUCACCCGCUACCUGGGUGUGAAGGAACAGACUAAGAGGACCAAGGGCUCGGGCAAGUCGGGCGUGCGGCGGCUCGCCUCGCUCGUGCACAAGUAAACGCUACAACUAAUCGUACGUUACCUCCUGCAUCACACAUACACUAGC
This is a messenger RNA of Cydia amplana, 3273 nucleotides long. It is a transcript of the gene Schip1, whose product is annotated as probable serine/threonine-protein kinase DDB_G0283337. Lineage: Eukaryota; Metazoa; Arthropoda; Insecta; Lepidoptera; Tortricidae. The coding region runs from base 571 to 3225 and encodes 884 amino acids. Gene Ontology annotation, biological process: positive regulation of hippo signaling. The record is from RefSeq and is a predicted model, not a curated record. The transcript has 12 exons. Gene Ontology annotation, cellular component: plasma membrane; cell junction.